Messenger RNA from Wallemia mellicola CBS 633.66, 1320 nucleotides. RefSeq lists its product as hypothetical. The transcript has 5 exons. NCBI's taxonomy places the organism in Eukaryota, Fungi, Basidiomycota, Wallemiomycetes, Wallemiales, Wallemiaceae. Gene Ontology annotation, molecular function: mRNA binding. Bases 1 to 1320 code for a protein of 439 amino acids. Gene Ontology annotation, cellular component: endoplasmic reticulum; ribonucleoprotein complex; nuclear outer membrane-endoplasmic reticulum membrane network. Gene Ontology annotation, biological process: intracellular mRNA localization. The record is from RefSeq and is a predicted model, not a curated record.
AUGAAUCGUUCUAAGCCAGACACAACGGAAUACAAGAAUCAGCAGGAUGCUUUUAAAUCUCAAAUUGAGGAAAUACAGUUAAAAUUACAAGCUGUCCGUCAGAAGAUCAGCAAUUCAUCUGCUAAUGGACCAGCCCAAGAGCGUAGAAAAGCUCUCUUUAAUGAACUCAAUGAGCUCAAGCUUCAUCAGUCUGGUAAUAACGCUAGCAGAGGAAAAGUCAUCGAUCGUAUACGUGUCCUACAAGAUUCAAUGCAGAAGAAGUUGAAAGAUUUACAAGCUUCUAAAUCAAAGAUACCUUUCAAAACAGUUGACGCUAUUGAUGAUAGAGUAACCUCCCUCGAUGGUGAAAUUGAAUCAGGAACUUUACGUCUCGCUGAUGAAAAGAGAGCACUUCAAGAAAUCUCAAACUUGAGAAGGCAUCGUAAGGUAGUUGAAGGAUUCGCGCAACAACAACAAGCUAUUGAUGCUGAUAGAGCUCAAAUUGAUGCUCUUAAGUUACACCUCGAUGAUCCUGAAUCUAAAGCUUUGAAUGACAAAGCAGAAGAAAUCAAAAAAGGCUUGACUCAAGCGAAGGUUGAAAUCGAUCAAGCUCAGGCAUCUAGACAAACUUUAUUUGACCAGCGUAACAAAUUACAAGCUGAUUUGGACGCUGUAUAUGCAGAAAAGCGCGAACACAAUGAAAAACAUCGUGAAACUAUGGAUGCUUACUACCAAAAAGUAAACGAGGAUAAAGCGAGACGCGCACAAAGAGCUAAAGAAGAAAGAGAAAUUGAAGAAGCUCAAAAAGCAAAAGUACUAGCUGAGCAGAUACGUGAAGAUGCUAAGCUACCAGCCUUCGAAGCGCAAAUCCAAGACUGUCAAACACUGAUCGAUCAGUUUGCUAGAAUAGGUGGACUUCAAACCUCAUCUCAAGCCAAGGAAGACGAUGGACAACCAUCAAACGGAUUCGGACAACAUAAUAUCCGUCAAGUUGAGGACCAAAUUCCAGCUGGCACAGUUCUCAAGAAGAAGAACCAAGAGGAUGAUGACGCAUACUUUGUCGGUGGUGCGAAAUCGAAGAAGAAGGCUGGUAAGAAGACGGCCGCUAAUGGCUCAUCGGAAGACAAGCUGAAUGUACCACUUGCUACCCUUACAGCACUUAUGGGACUCUCAAUUCCACCGCCAAAGUCACAGUCAGAGAUCCAAACUACGGUCGAAAGCUUGGAGAUCAAGAAAGCAUGGUAUGAAGCGAACCAAGCGAAGCAAACGAAGGAGAAUGUGGAAAAGGCAGAGAAAGAGAUUGAGAAGCUCUUCGCGAAGAAGAAAGUAGAGAAGGCAUAA